AUGUUUAAAAAAUUAUUUGAAGUACCAAUAACCGAUGAUGUUCAAGAAGAAUUUGUUAAAAUUCAAAAUCUUCUCUGGCUUGUUGAUGAGUAUAAAGAUGAUGGAUUUACAGCUUUACAUUUAGCUGCACUUAAUGAUCAUGGUUGUGUUGGUGAGUUACUUCUAAGUAAAGAAAAUGCAUUGGUUGAUGCACAAAACAAUAGUUUACAAAUUGCUUUUUAUUUAGCUGUUAGUCACCAACACAUCGAAAUUGUGUCUCAAUUACAAGAAAUUCAUGAACAAGUUGAUUGUCCAACAUGUAUGGAUCGUUUAAAACAUAUGGUCUUUUUAUAUGAUCAUGGUGUUUGUCAAAAUUGUGGUGAUCAUGUACAAAAAUGUCCAAUAUUUCGAAAACCAAUUGAAAAAUCGAUUAUUUUAUACACAUAA
This is a messenger RNA of Rotaria sp. Silwood1, 426 nucleotides long. The record is from the annotation of a GenBank genome assembly. NCBI's taxonomy places the organism in Eukaryota, Metazoa, Rotifera, Eurotatoria, Philodinida, Philodinidae.